AUGAAAUUUUCAUUUUGUUUUUGCCUUAAACGUGAUCGUGCUACGUACAACAUAUCGUCAGAAAAUAUCUACUAUGCAAAUUCGAAAUUAAAACCACCAACAGUAAUACUACCACCAAUUCCAUUAUCAUCCAAUGUAGAAAUGAUACCAAUUGAAUCUGAUUAUGCAAAGAUAAAUGAUCUAUCAGGUGAUGGAGAAAUCAGUAUUGUGAAUAUCGAUCGAACUUCAACAAGACCAAUAGAACAUAGUAAUCCUGGUAAACUAACACCAAUAAGACCGCAAAGACAAUCAUUUGAUGAUAAUUCAGAACUUUAUGCUACUGUAAAUAGAAAACGAACAACUAAAGAUGAACAGAGAAUAAAAACAAAUGCAACGAGUACGAAUGAUGCUAGUUCUCGACAAGAUCUGUCAUCAUCGUCGAUAAUCGAUACUUCACCAACAUUAUAUUCGACCAGAUUCAGUAUGCAUACUCAACAUCCACCACUAAAUCCUCCUCCAUUGCCGCCAUUCCCACCUCAGGUUUAUACGAGUGUAGCAACGAAUCAUCACAGACAGAUUUCUCAUGGUCGUCCAUAUUAUGACGACAUCAUCGUAUGUAAAUCUUCACAAGAUCAUGAUCAAAGUUUACAAACAGAAGAUCAACGAAGUCGAUCCGAACAACCAUUGCAUGAAACUUAUUAUUCAUCUGUAAAUAGUGAACAAGACACGGGAAACGGCAGUGAUAUAUAUGCUGAAAUAGCUAAUAGUAGUUCUUCAGAUGUAGUAUAUCCUAAUUCUCAGUGUCAUUACUAUUCUCGGCCAUCAAAUGAUGCUGGUGCAGGCGAUGAUUCAUCGGAGAGUUAUGCAACUGUUCUUGAACUAUAA
Molecule: messenger RNA, 864 nt
Organism: Rotaria socialis
Lineage: Eukaryota; Metazoa; Rotifera; Eurotatoria; Philodinida; Philodinidae
Source: the annotation of a GenBank genome assembly